Rhinolophus ferrumequinum (greater horseshoe bat) is the source of this 5461-nucleotide messenger RNA. It is a transcript of the gene SLC4A4, whose product is annotated as solute carrier family 4 member 4. Gene Ontology annotation, cellular component: basolateral plasma membrane; plasma membrane. The coding region runs from base 690 to 4073 and encodes 1127 amino acids. Gene Ontology annotation, biological process: monoatomic anion transport; bicarbonate transport; transmembrane transport. Gene Ontology annotation, molecular function: sodium:bicarbonate symporter activity; solute:inorganic anion antiporter activity; monoatomic anion transmembrane transporter activity. NCBI's taxonomy places the organism in Eukaryota, Metazoa, Chordata, Mammalia, Chiroptera, Rhinolophidae. The record is from RefSeq and is a predicted model, not a curated record. The transcript has 26 exons.
CGCGAGCGAGGGCAGGGCUGGGGGCUGGCCGAAGCCACUCGGGGCUUUAAAUAUGGAUCGCUGCCUCGCUCUCGUGGCACAGCCUCCUGCACGGCCACCUUCCCCAAUUCUCCGUCCCCGGCUGGCUCCCGAGGGGAGCCCGGGCCGGGCUCCACUGCUGCAGUGUUAGCUACUCGCAGAAAAAGCGGAGAGCCCCAUAAUAUGCAGGCGCUGCAGAAGGCAAAGUAGAGUAGACGCCCCCGCUCUCACACGCUCACCCGCCGCGCGCCACGCGGGCGGUGUAGACAUCUCCCCCCGGCGCCACCUUCCCCCGGUUCUCGCGGGCCGUUCAGGUUCCAGUCCUGCCGGCUCCGAAGACGCUCCCGCCCCAGCGCCCUCGUCCCGCUCUCGCCUCCGCCCCUGAGCGCGCACCCACCCAGGCGGCAAAGUUGUGACUACUUGGGCGCGGGUGGCUCGCUCCCCGCUCGCACAGCGCCUCGCGCCGACAACUUCCCGCGGCGCGGUCCCGCCGCGCCCCGGUCCCGCGCCUCCGGGGAUCCCGUGGGCCCCCAGCUUCCAGCCCCGGCGGCGCGCCGGGCAGCGCUUCGGUGGCGGCUGCGGUGGCAGUGAAGGCGGUGGCGGCAGCAGCCGCUGCAGCCCCACAUUCCGUCGCCAAACUGGAGGAACGACGGAAGCCGGACCCCAGGAGGAUGGAGGAUGAAGCUGUCCUGGACAGAGGGGCUUCCUUCCUUAAGCAUGUGUGUGAUGAAGAAGAAGUAGAAGGCCACCACACCAUCUACAUUGGGGUCCAUGUGCCGAAGAGCUACAGAAGAAGGAGACGUCACAAGAGAAAGACAGGGCACAAAGAAAAGAAGGAAAAGGAGAGAAUCUCUGAGAACUACUCUGACAAGUCAGAUGUGGAAAACGCCGACGAAUCCAGCAGCAGCAUCCUCAAGCCGCUGAUCUCUCCCGCCGCAGAGCGCAUCCGAUUCAUCUUGGGCGAGGAGGAUGACAGCCCAGCACCCCCUCAGCUCUUCACUGAGCUGGAUGAGCUGCUGUCCGUGGAUGGGCAGGAGAUGGAGUGGAAGGAGACCGCAAGGUGGAUUAAGUUUGAAGAAAAGGUGGAACAGGGUGGGGAGAGAUGGAGCAAGCCCCACGUGGCCACAUUAUCCCUUCACAGUUUAUUUGAGCUGAGGACGUGUAUGGAGAAAGGAUCCAUUAUGCUUGACAGGGAAGCUUCUUCUCUCCCACAGUUGGUGGAGAUGAUUGUUGACCAUCAGAUUGAGACAGGCCUUUUGAAACCUGACCUUAAGGAUAAGGUGACCUAUACUUUGCUCCGAAAGCACCGGCAUCAAACCAAGAAAUCCAACCUUCGAUCCCUGGCUGACAUUGGGAAGACAGUCUCCAGUGCAAGUAGGAUGUUUGCGAACCCUGAUAAUGCCCGCAGCCCGCUUGAGAACUCAGUGCCCUGCCUAGCAACCCCCAGCUUGGACGAUGACCCCCGAGUGCGGCGCACUCCCAGCGUGGGAUGGCUAAGUAGCCCAGCCAUGACCCAUAGGAAUCUGACUUCUGCCAGUCUGAAUGACAUUUCUGAUAAACCAGAGAAGGACCAGCUGAAGAACAAGUUCAUGAAAAAACUGCCCCGUGAUGCAGAAGCCUCCAAUGUGCUUGUCGGGGAGGUGGACUUCUUAGAUAUGCCUUUCAUCGCCUUUGUUCGGCUACAGCAGGCGGUCAUGCUGGGUGCCCUGACUGAGGUCCCUGUGCCCACGAGGUUCUUGUUCAUUCUCUUAGGUCCUAAGGGGAAAGCCAAGUCCUACCAUGAGAUUGGCAGAGCCAUUGCCACCUUGAUGUCUGACGAGGUGUUUCAUGACAUUGCUUAUAAAGCAAAAGAUCGGCAGGACCUGAUUGCUGGCAUUGAUGAGUUCCUCGAUGAAGUCAUUGUCCUUCCGCCUGGGGAAUGGGAUCCAGCGAUCAGGAUAGAGCCUCCUAAGAGUCUUCCAUCGUCUGACAAAAGAAAGAACAUGUACUCGGGUGGAGAGAAUGUUCAGAUGAAUGGGGACACGCCCCACGAUGGAGGCCACGGAGGAGGAGGAGGACACGGUGACAGUGAAGAAUUGCAGAGAACUGGACGGUUCUGUGGUGGACUAAUUAAGGACAUAAAGAGGAAAGCACCAUUUUUUGCCAGUGAUUUUUAUGAUGCUUUAAAUAUUCAGGCGCUAUCAGCAAUUCUCUUCAUUUAUUUGGCAACUGUAACUAAUGCCAUCACUUUUGGAGGACUGCUUGGGGAUGCCACAGACAACAUGCAGGGUGUGUUGGAGAGCUUCCUGGGCACAGCUGUCUCUGGAGCCAUCUUUUGCCUCUUUGCUGGUCAACCACUCACUAUUUUGAGCAGCACAGGACCUGUUCUAGUUUUUGAGAGGCUUCUAUUUAAUUUCAGCAAGGACCAUAAUUUUAACUAUUUGGAGUUCCGCCUGUGGAUUGGCCUGUGGUCAGCCUUCCUGUGUUUCAUUUUGGUUGCUACUGAUGCCAGCUUCUUGGUUCAGUACUUCACUCGCUUCACCGAAGAAGGCUUCUCUUCUCUCAUUAGCUUCAUCUUUAUCUACGAUGCUUUCAAGAAGAUGAUCAAGCUUGCUCAUUACUACCCCAUCAACUCCGACUUCAAAGUGGGCUACAAUACUCAUUUUUCCUGUGCCUGUAUGCCGCCCGACCCAGUUAAUAUCUCAAUAUCUAAUGACACUACAAUGGCUCCAGAGGAUUUGCCAACUCUGUCUUCUACUGAUUUGUUCCAUAAUGCUACCUUUGACUGGGCACUGUUGUCGAAGAAGGAGUGUUUGAAAUAUGGAGGACAGCUCCUGGGGAACAACUGUGAUUUUGUUCCUGAUAUCUCACUUAUGUCUUUCAUCCUCUUCUUGGGCACCUACACCUCUUCUAUGGCUCUGAAAAAAUUCAAAACUAGUCGUUAUUUUCCAACCACAGCAAGAAAACUGAUCAGUGAUUUUGCCAUUAUCUUGUCCAUUCUCAUCUUUUGUGUGAUAGAUGCACUGGUAGGUGUGGAUACUCCAAAACUAAUUGUGCCAAGCGAGUUCAAGCCAACAAGUCCAAACCGUGGUUGGUUUGUUUCACCAUUUGGAGGAAACCCCUGGUGGGUGUACCUUGCAGCUGCUAUCCCAGCUUUGUUGGUCACCAUUCUGAUUUUCAUGGACCAGCAAAUCACAGCUGUGAUUGUAAACAGGAAAGAACAUAAACUCAAGAAAGGAGCUGGGUAUCACCUGGAUCUCUUUUGGGUGGCCGUCCUCAUGGUGGUGUGCUCCUUCAUGGCUCUUCCGUGGUAUGUGGCUGCGACUGUCAUCUCCAUUGCCCACAUCGACAGUUUGAAGAUGGAGACAGAGACUUCUGCACCUGGAGAACAACCAAAGUUCCUCGGAGUGAGGGAACAAAGAGUCACUGGAAUCCUUGUGUUUAUUCUGACUGGUCUGUCAGUCUUUAUGGCUCCCAUCUUGAAGUUUAUCCCCAUGCCUGUACUCUAUGGCGUGUUCCUGUAUAUGGGGGUAGCAUCACUUAAUGGUGUCCAGUUCAUGGAUCGUCUGAAGCUGCUUCUGAUGCCUCUGAAGCAUCAGCCUGACUUUAUCUACCUGCGCCAUGUCCCCCUGCGCAGAGUCCACCUGUUCACGUUCCUGCAGGUGUUGUGCCUAGCCCUGCUCUGGAUCCUCAAGUCAACUGUGGCUGCUAUCAUUUUUCCAGUCAUGAUCUUGGCACUUGUAGCUGUCCGAAAAGGCAUGGACUACCUCUUCUCACAGCAUGACCUCAGCUUCCUCGAUGAUGUCAUUCCAGAAAAGGACAAGAAAAAGAAGGAAGAUGAGAAGAAAAAGAAAAAGAAGAAAGGAAGUCUGGACAGUGACAAUGAUGAUGAGAACGAUCCCCAACAUUCCUUGAACGCCACACAUCAUGCUGAUAAAAUUCCUUUCCUGCAGUCACUCGGUAUGCCAAGUCCUCCUAGAACUCCAGUAACAGUUGUGCCUCAAAUUAGAAUAGAACUUGUGUCUGAAGACAAUGAUUGUUUGUGGAGGAGCAAGGGAACAGAAACUACAUUGUAACCUGUUUGUCUUUCUUAAACUAAUAGUUUUUGUUGUUAAUGUUCUUGUUUUUUGUCUGGUUGUUUAUUUUUUUAAUUUUUGUUUUGUUUUACUUUUUGGCCAUUGGCCAAAUGCUACAGCACUCUCUCCGCUUCUCUUUUGCAUAGGUAAAAUUAAGACAGUAGUACGCCAUUCCUUAAAAGCAUCUGAAAAAUCCCCUUUUGUUCUUAGACUUUUCCAUGUGUCCUCUGACAACCAAAUUCCUCUGUCACUCAAGACAUGCACAGACACUAUCCUUUUCCUUUAUCAAGCAGGGGACAAAAGUAUUAAGGAUUUUAUAACACUUUUUAUUCAAAUAUUGCAGGAACUUACAACUUUAGCUUUGGAGCUGUGCUUACUGGCUUGUCUUUCUGUCUGGUAGAACAAACCUUGACCUCCAGGCAGUGUCUUCUUGCUUACAGAGCUCUCCGAGACUGGAAAAAGUGCUGCUAUUCUAACUUGCUCUUGCUUGUAAACCCUAAUCCUAGAGUUAUCAAAGAAGAAAAUCUAAAGGUACUUUACACCCAGUAGAGAAACUAUUGCCAUCAUUGUAGCAAGUGCUGGAAUGUCCCUUUUUCCUAUGCAACUUUUUUUAACCCUUUAAUGAACUUAUCUGUUGAGUACAUUUGAAGAAUAUUUUUCUUCCUAGAUUUUGUUGUUUAAAUUAUGGGGCCUAACCUGCAACUUAUUUUUGUCAACUUUUUAACUUUUUUUUAAUUACUGUAAAGAAAAUGAAUUUUUUCCUGCAGCAGGAAACAUAGUUUUGAGUAGUUCUACCUCUUAUUUGUAGCUGCCAGGCUUUCUGUAAAAAUUGUAUUGUAUAUAAUGUGAUUUUUACACACACACACACACACACACACAAGUACACAAUCUCUAGGGUAAGCCAGAGGGCUAGAUCAGAUGGAAAAACACCAUGUUUCUAGGCAUCCAUUUUUCCCUUUCUGUAAAAGAAAAUUAUCUGUUUUAUGAAGGAGAUGGGGGGAAAGGGACAAGCUCCUAUGUAACGGGAAUGACUGAUGUUUUGAUAAUGGUAGUAUCCUGGCACAGAUGCUGAUUGUAUUACCAUGUUCGAUGUCCUAUGCAGUAUUGUUAGACAUUUUGUUUUUCACUUUGAAAUACUCAUGUGUUUGUGUAUGUAUUCUGUGUGUGGUGGGUGCCCAUAUGUGCGAAGUUAGAGACAGAGUGAUGGCAGGCGAAGGGCAAAGUUAUGCAGCCUCUGGUGUCAGUUUUCAUAAAACCCAAACCACAUAUGAAAAAUCAAUAUGAGAUCCAAGAGAAUUACCAUUAUGCAAAUGAGGGUAAAUAUUGUAUUGCCCAGAUAUCAGUCACCAUCAGUGAUACAAUAGCCCAUAUUUACAAUACAAAAUUCA